UGAGCCAGGGCGGCGUUACCAAGUCUCAGGACACGGCAGCCGUGGCGCCUAGUGCCAGCUCACAGGUGCAGCAGCCACGGCUGUUGCCACACCCCGCAUGUCCAGGGCUCGACUACCCAUCUGGAUUCAGCUUCACUGCGACAGAAGUAUCCGCACCAGUGAUAACAGCAGCUCCUAGACAUACUGAUGCACCGCACCGUCGUGCCCAGCAUGUUCCAGCAGACCCCCGGCUCAUUCGACUCAUUCAAUGCGCCGGCUACAGGCAUGGGCGUGCCUUUGUCAAACUACCGGCUCUCUGCUGUCAACUCAUCGGAGUUCAAGAACCCGGGCACGGAUCCAGCAGUGUCAGAAACUACAAAUAUGCCGCACAUACGUCCAGCACAUGAAUCCUUGUUCAGCAGCGGCCUAUUCCUGGGUGCAUCUGCCAAGCUCCAUCCGACCCUGCGAACAAGCUCCGGAAUCUUUUCGAACGUACGUGGCACUGACCACUCGGCGUUCCCACAGAUUUCGCUAGAUCACAAGGGCACAAACAACUCCGCGCCAAAGUCCAACCCAAUAGACUGCCGCAGCAGUACCACAAGUAGCCAGAGCAGCGAUUACAGCAACGAUGAUACCAAGACAGCUGGGUACGGCGGCAGCACAGGCAAUGCGCAGUUUGUGAAUCCGAAAACAGGCAUGUUCAGCCUAGCCGCCCGAAAUCGCUACUCCGACACACCUGCACAAUGGUUCGUCACCGGAGGGUACGCGCCUGGGGCUCGAGAUCUCGUUCCCACAGCCGCUGCGCAGUACUCUACUUCAUAGCAUCACUACUCCGGGUGAACAGUGGCCGGGUCUUGCAUCCAUGGAUAUUGGCAUGGGGCAUCAACCGACUCAUGCCACACCUGGCGCAAAUUCUGCAGCCAGACCUGACCACCCGCGCGCCGUCGUUUAAUAUCUAUGUAUCUCUGCGUCUAUAUACCCUACCUCCACUUUUCAUUGUCGCUUUUUCUCCUCCAUUCCUUGUUCCUGAGAGCCACUUCUUUUUACAAAACACAAUAGCAUAUUUCUAAAGACAUGGUGCCGUGCAAGUCGGGACUCAUCCACCGCUAACAGGCGGAAUAAUGGCAACCUCGUCGCCUUCCUUGACAGCAACCAGCGCCAGGUCGUCUUCCUCUGCAUACUCUUCGUUGACUGAGAGCAUGGCUGUCUGAAGGACACGUUCGAGAGCUGGAUAGCGCUGAGUAAG
Messenger RNA from Linderina pennispora, 1225 nucleotides. RefSeq lists its product as uncharacterized. The coding region runs from base 187 to 801 and encodes 204 amino acids. The transcript has a single exon. The record is from RefSeq and is a predicted model, not a curated record. Lineage: Eukaryota; Fungi; Kickxellomycota; Kickxellomycetes; Kickxellales; Kickxellaceae.